Molecule: messenger RNA, 877 nt
Organism: Oncorhynchus kisutch (coho salmon)
Lineage: Eukaryota; Metazoa; Chordata; Actinopteri; Salmoniformes; Salmonidae
Product: transmembrane protein 182-like
Exons: 3
Coding region: 1-765 (254 amino acids)
Cellular component (GO): membrane
Source: RefSeq, a predicted model, not a curated record
AUGUCUCCUGCUGAGAGGCUGAGUGUGCUCCUCUUCCCAGCUGGGUUCUUCGGGGGCUUGGGGGCCCUGUCCCUGAUGCUCUCCUUUGGGACAGACUACUGGCUGCUGGCCUUGGAGACCUGUGGUCCUGGGGGGGCAUCAGAGACCUGGGAGGCUGGGGCCCUCAGACCUGGGGAGGGGGAGAUGGAGGAUCAGGACACUGUGACAUUCUUCCACCAGGGCUUCUUUUGGAGGUUCACCUUCAGUGGCAUGAGAGAGGAGAACAUGGUGUGGCACUUCUGGAUCACCAAUCAACCACACCAAAAGGUCUGUGUGCCUGCCUACCUCUUCCCAUUUUAUGCUUCUGAGCAAAGCACGGAUUACCAGGCACCUGACACUGCAGUCUACAGGGCCUCCUGGAGCAUCUUCCUUCUAGUGGGCGUGGUCACUGUUAUGAUUGGUGGGUUUGUCAUCAUCUGUGUCUCUCCAUUGGCCAGCCACAGGCUCUACAAAGUAGGCGGGGCACUCUUGCUCACUGGAGGUCUAUGUCUCCUGGUUGUAAUAAUGAUGUAUGUAGUCUGGACCCAGGUACUGGACACUCUGGAGGACUAUGCUGCCCAGCAACAACACUCCUCUCAGUGUCCAACAGUCUACCACCUCAGCGUCCAAUACGGCCUCUCCUUCCUGUUUUCUCCCGUCUCCGUCUUCUUCUUCCUGCUGGCAGCACUGCUCUUCAUCCUGAUUGGACGAACAGUGCGGAGGUGCCAUCACAAAGUGCCAAUGUAGUGACUGAGGGGGGAAACAGCCAGAGAGGAAGUUGGGAAUGAACAGUGACUCUAGUGCCAUAAAGGCCCAGACCUCCAUGUUCAGUCUAUAACAAGAGCCAGUAGUGACUGAC